CCACGCCACGGGUGGGCGCUUCUCGUCGCUCGUUCUGCUCUCGUCCCUCGUUCUGUUCUCGUUCUUCUCUCGUUCCUCGUUCUGCUCUUGUUCUUCUCUCGUCCCUCGUUGCUCGUUCUUCUCUCGUUGCUCGUUCUUCUCUCGUCGCUCGUUCCUCUCUCGUCGCUCUUCCACCACUGUGCUGCGCCCCAGAUCCAUCCACAGGGGGGGGCUCCCUCCCUGGUACGUAUAUGAGUAUUGCUCUCUCCAUAUUUUUCUACAUAGUUGGUCCGUCGAGCUCUCGUUUUAGCCGUAGCGGAGGUCGUGAGUGGAUUGUCAUUUUUGCUUGUGAAUCCCUUUGUUGUCCGCAUUCUCUUUUUUGGGGAUUCUUUUUACUUCAAAUUCCUCGUUUAUUUGAAGACAAAACCAUGCUGCAUGGUAACGAUUAUUCAUUGUAGCGACAGGACUAGGACUAGAGGGAGACGAUCCCCAGGCCCAGGGAAAAGAAACACUGCUAGCGCAGGAGGAGGUGGGAGCAUGUGGUCGACGAACGACCUCCACACCCAGAGCGAAGCCAGAUAGUGUUGAUGUCGGGAUGGGAUCUCAACAAUCUUGUCCAGAUGAAAAGAGUCGGAGAGAGCAGGAAGGCGUUGAGGACGAUGCUAUGCCUACUAUUCUUUAAGAUGGACAUGCAGACGAAAUGUCAUUUUUACUUGGUGGAACAAGAUCUUCAACGAGCAGCAAAAGCAGCAACUAUAACAUUGGAGAAAAAACAAAAAUGCCAACAACAAGAGACAGCACGGUGUCGGUUGGUGGUCGGCAGUCAAGGAGUAUCUCAAUUAGUAGAAUGUUGACGACAAGUGUGCCUUUUCCAGCUGCCUCUCGUACAGGAAACACUCGAGCCGCAGAAUUCCGCCGCCGAUUUUUUCACUACCACGCACUCUUUAUCUCUUGUCCUGUCAUCUUUUGCGCGAUCUACACCCUUGUGCGUGGUCUCGGACCUACCUGUAUCUUCGACGCACAAGAUAUCCAGCGGCUUUAUUCGAAUCUACCGCGGUCGUCGGAUGUUGACAACAAUUCUCCUGGAGGUGUCGCGGCAUCAUACGAUCGUAAAUUUGGUAUCCCGCUCUCUCCCUUUCGGACGACCAUGAUCGAGUUCUCUAUUGGACUCCUUUGUCUCAAGUUGGGCUGUGGCUAG
This is a messenger RNA of Amoebophrya sp. A25, 1177 nucleotides long. Lineage: Eukaryota; Dinophyceae; Syndiniales; Amoebophryaceae. The record is from the annotation of a GenBank genome assembly.